UCUCUGCCUCUGCCUCCCUCUUUCCCUCUCUGUCUCUGCUUUCUGUUCGCUCAAUCUUCAUUUUUUGUUAUGUCAUGGCGCCUGCACGUGCCAUGCUCGUGCUAGCCAUGUCCUUGGCUUUUGUAGCAUUCUCUAAUGGCCAAGCCCCUUCUCCUGCACCCAUGGCAAUGGCGCCAUCUAGCACCAUGUCACCGCCAUCUCCAAAGGCGGCUCCUGCACCUGCAACCUCCCCUGUUUCAUCACCUCCACCAUCACCAAGUUCCCUCAGCCCAAGCCCAAGCCCAGGACCAUCUAGCAGCGCCACCUCUUCACCACCUUCACCUUCAGCUCCUUCUCCCGAGUCCUCAUCGCCUUCACCGAUGCCUGCACCUGGGUCUGGUCCAUCCCUGUCUCCCAUGUCACAGACCCCUGUGGCUUCUACCCCCAGCAGCGACGCCUCUGUUCUUGGAACCAGCUUCUCAAUGCUAGUUCUUAUGCUUGGAGGAGCUCUGGUGCUGCUUGCUUGAAUAAAUCAUUAAAAUUGUUUUAGUUUUUGGAUUCCAUGAUGUAGAUUGAUGAGACAUGUAUUCGUGUAGCGUUCUGAGUUUCCCUUUUGUUUUGUUGCUUCAUGUUCAUGCACGAUGAUACUUGGGUGCACCAUUUUUAAUGAUCUGUUUUCAUUAGGAGCUUUCAUUUGAACGCCAUAUCCUUUUGUCACAUUGUAGCUGAAUAAGAGGGAUGUGGCCAUUCUGACCUUCUCUGGUUUUCUUCAAAUUUCUGUGUGCCUUUUGUCUAAUUUUUUAUUAGUUGAUGCUAAAUGUCCCCGUGUUCAUCA
Messenger RNA from Neltuma alba, 814 nucleotides. Its product is annotated as vegetative cell wall protein gp1-like. Bases 75 to 506 code for a protein of 143 amino acids. The transcript has a single exon. NCBI's taxonomy places the organism in Eukaryota, Viridiplantae, Streptophyta, Magnoliopsida, Fabales, Fabaceae. The record is from RefSeq and is a predicted model, not a curated record.